This is a messenger RNA of Jatropha curcas, 1349 nucleotides long. Its product is annotated as alpha/beta-Hydrolases superfamily protein. Lineage: Eukaryota; Viridiplantae; Streptophyta; Magnoliopsida; Malpighiales; Euphorbiaceae. Gene Ontology annotation, molecular function: lysophosphatidic acid acyltransferase activity; carboxylic ester hydrolase activity. Gene Ontology annotation, biological process: lipid homeostasis; phosphatidic acid biosynthetic process. The record is from RefSeq and is a predicted model, not a curated record.
GAGAAAGGUUAGUUAGCUGAACUUGACAGCAAUGGCUGCUUCUCUUCUAUGUCUCUUCCAGCCAAACUUCUCACUCCCCAAAAAGACCGUAAAGCCCCAUUCUGUUCUCCACAAAUCGAGCAAAAUGAGGGUGCCCUAUGAGUUAAAGCAGGGGCAGAACCGCCUUUUUCAUCAGCUUCCAUCUGGGCUGAACAUGGAGGUCAUUGAGCAGAAGGCUAAUAAUGAAGACCCACGUACGAGAAGCAGAGAAAACCCACCUUUAGUUUUCGUUCAUGGAAGCUACCAUGCGGCUUGGUGCUGGGCUGAGCACUGGUUGUCCUUCUUUUCAAGCUACGGUUAUGAUUGCUAUGCCCUUAGCUUGUUGGGUCAGGGUGAAAGUGAUGGACCAGCUGGUUCUUAUGCUGGUUCUCUACAGACACAUGCAGGUGAUGUUGCUGACUUCAUCCACAAAAAACUGAAAUUGCCACCAGUAUUGCUUGGACAUUCAUUUGGAGGGCUAAUUAUUCAGUACUACAUUGCAAAGAUAAGAAAUGAAAAAUUAAUAGAAGUGAAGAAGCAGUAUCCUGAUCUUGUUGGAGCUUCACUUAUCUGUUCUGUACCUCCUUCAGGCAAUAGUGGGUUAGUCUGGCGGUAUCUGUUUUCCAAGCCUAUUGCUGCUUUUAAGGUGACUCGCAGCUUAGCAGCCAAAGCUUUUCAAACUGAUCUCCCUCUUUGUAGGGAAACAUUUUUCACAUCAACAAUGGAGGAUCAUUUGGUGAUGCGUUACCAGGAGCUAAUGAGAGAAAGUUCAAGAAUGCCAUUGUUUGAUCUACGGAAGUUAAAUGCAUCUCUUCCAGUUCCUUCAGUGCCAAAAUCUUCCAUUGAGGUCCUUGUGGUCGGUGCAAGUGAUGACUUCAUAGUGGAUGCCGAAGGACUCGAUGAAACAGGAAGAUUUUAUGGUGUGACACCAAUCUGUGUUAAAGGAGUUGCUCAUGACAUGAUGUUAGAUUGUUCAUGGGAGAAAGGCGCGAAAGUUAUCUUGUCAUGGUUAAAUGGUUUGAGAACAUAGAAUGUCAUUCCAAAGGAAUUCAUCAGUGCACAGAAUGGCAUUUUCCUCAAAACUAGUGUGUCUGGGCAAAUGCAAGUGAGAGUUGUACUGAAUGUAGCAUAAUCUGAUAAGCAUUAUAGUUUUGGAGUUUUCAGUGUGUGCGGAAACUGUUAGAAUAAAGAAAAUUAGUUGUUGUAUGGAUUAAAAGAGACUGAUGUAUUAUUCUUUUUAAGUACGAGACUAAUCUCGUUCCAUACUUCGUUGUUUUCCCUUAUAAAUACUUUUUUUAGGGAUUGAAUCUUUGAUCAUCCCUUAACUUUAA